Molecule: messenger RNA, 8578 nt
Organism: Anopheles merus
Lineage: Eukaryota; Metazoa; Arthropoda; Insecta; Diptera; Culicidae
Gene: Khc-73
Product: kinesin-like protein KIF13A
Exons: 15
Coding region: 670-6411 (1913 amino acids)
Biological process (GO): microtubule-based movement; cytoskeleton-dependent intracellular transport
Cellular component (GO): microtubule; kinesin complex
Molecular function (GO): ATP hydrolysis activity; microtubule binding; ATP binding
Source: RefSeq, a predicted model, not a curated record
CGUCACCCGCUUUUGACAAGGAGAACGGUUUCGUGAGUCUGUGGCUCUAAACUUCCAAAGUAUCGGAGCGUCCUUGAAAGCUGAAACUCUCGUGAGGGGACAGCACGAAAAGCAAGCUUUGAAGAAAGCAUCAAUGAAUUAGAGCGAGAGCAACAGUACUUGGUCGAGGGCGGUUGUGUUGGGUCGUAUGGGGGAGGUGUUGUGCGGGCAGAAUAAAGUUGAAUCAAAAGAAACGCGAGGCAUUCAUUUCGCAUGGAGUAGAAGAAGAAACCAUUCAAUGUCAUGAAAGCGACAGUAGUACGCCAGUGUGUGAUUGUGCUGAUGAUGGAAAGCAAGGUGUUUUUAGUGUUUGUUGUUAGUGUAUUGUGCCGCGCCGUGUGCUAGAGAGAGAGUGUGUGUGUGUGUGUGUGUGCUGCGCGUACCUGUGCGUACGGUUUCGUGCAGGUGUUGCGGUGGUGGUGGUGGUGGUGGGUUGCGCAGGGUUUUGACACAUUACCCUUCGCAAUCUGCUCAUUGCAUCCCAAAGUCCCCCCCCCCCAUCCCCAAAACCAACUCUCUGAGGCUGAGGGUUUCCGGAGCUGCUGCAGCAUAGCGACGACGGACGCGCGCGCGGUCCAACGCACACUUUCUUCCUCGGGCGGAAAACGGAAUCAUCAUCAGUGAGAAACCAUGUCGGACAAAAUCAGAGUAGCCGUGCGGGUUCGCCCGUUCAACCGGCGAGAACUCGAACUGGCCACAGAAAACGUGAUAGAAAUGAAUGGUACACAGACGAUUUUGAAAUAUCCUGCCAGCCUAGAUAAAAUGGAAAGGAAGCCGCCGAAGAUCUUCGCUUUCGAUCACUGCUUCUACUCGACCGAUGCGAACGCGAACAACUUUGCGUCACAGGAGCUCGUCUUCAACAACAUCGGUCGGGACAUACUGGAGAACGCGUUCCAGGGCUACAAUGCGUGCAUCUUCGCGUACGGCCAGACCGGCUCGGGCAAAUCGUACACGAUGAUGGGCAGCCAGGACAGCAAGGGCAUCAUACCGCGGCUGUGCGACGAGCUGUUCGCCUCGAUCGCCGCCAAGCAGACGGACGAGCUGAACUACAAGGUGGAGGUCUCGUACAUGGAGAUCUACAACGAGAAGGUGCACGAUCUGCUCGAUCCAAAGACGGCCAAACAGUCGCUGAAGGUGCGCGAGCACAACGUGCUCGGACCGUACGUCGAUGGGCUGUCGCAGCUGGCAGUUACGUCCUUCCUGGACAUCGAUAACCUGAUGGCAGAGGGCAACAAAUCGCGUACGGUUGCAGCAACGAACAUGAACUCGGAAUCGUCCCGGUCGCAUGCAGUGUUCACCGUUGUGCUGACGCAGACACUAAUCGACACGCUGUCCGGGGUUACCGGCGAGAAGGUGUCACGCGUGUCGCUGGUCGAUCUGGCCGGUAGCGAGCGGGCGGUGAAAACUGGCGCCGUCGGCGACCGGCUGAAGGAGGGCUCAAACAUCAACAAAAGUCUUACCACGCUCGGUCUGGUGAUAUCGAAGCUGGCCGACAGUACGGGCGGCAAGAACAAGGACAAGUUUGUGCCGUACCGCGACUCGGUGCUAACGUGGCUGCUGAAGGACAAUCUCGGCGGCAACUCGAGGACGGUGAUGUUGGCCACACUGUCACCGGCGGCGGACAAUUACGAGGAGACGCUGUCCACGCUCCGGUAUGCGGAUCGGGCGAAGCGAAUCGUCAACCACGCGGUGGUGAACGAAGAUCCGAAUGCGCGCAUCAUCCGCGAGCUGCGCAAAGAGGUGGAAACGCUGCGCGAGAUGCUGAAGCACGCCACGGGCAGCAACUUUGGCGACAUGAAGCGCGUCGACAUUCACGACAAGCUGGCGGAGAGCGAGAACCUGAUGAAGCAGAUUUCGCAGACGUGGGAGGAGAAGCUGGAGAAGACGGAACAGAUCCAAAGCGAGCGACAGCAGGCGCUGGAGAAGAUGGGCAUUAGCGUGCAGGACAGUGGCAUCAAGGUGGAGAAGAACAAGUACUAUCUGGUCAAUCUGAAUGCGGAUCCGUCGCUGAACGAGCUGCUGGUGUACUACCUGAAGGAGGAAACACUGAUCGGUGGCCGCAGCAGCAGUGGCAGCAAGCAGCCCGACAUUCAGCUGCUCGGGCUCGGCAUCCAGCCGGAGCACUGUCUCAUCACGAUCGAGGACGGCGAACUGUACAUGGAUCCGAUUGAGAAUGCGCGCUGCUACGUGAACGGGUCUGUCGUGAGCGACAAAAUGGCGCUGCACCAUGGCGAUCGUAUCCUGUGGGGCAACCAUCACUUUUUCCGCGUCAACUGUCCAAAGUCGGCCACAAACAGCACGGCACUGGGUGCCUCGGAACCGCAGACACCGGCACAGCACAUGGAUUACUACUACGCGCAGGAAGAGCUGAUGCAGAACGAGCUGAGCAACAAUCCGAUUCAGGCGGCUAUCUCGCGGCUCGAGAAGCAGCACGAGGAGGACAAGCAGGUGGCGCUGGAGAAGCAGCGGCAGGAGUACGAGAAGCAGUUCCAGCAGCUGCGCAACAUCCUGUCGCCGACGACUCCCUACGCACCGUACGCACCGUAUGAUCCGUUCCGGCUGGGCAAGCUGCCACCGAACACGCCGACGGCGCAGCUGCGCGUCGAGAAGUGGGCGCAGGAGCGGGACGAGAUGUUCAAACGAUCGCUGGGCCAGCUGAAAACGGACAUCGUGCGGGCGAACGCGCUCGUGCAGGAAGCCAACGUGCUGGCGGAGGAGAUGGACAAGCAGACCAAGUUCAGCGUUACGCUGCAGAUUCCGCCGGCCAAUCUCAGCCCGAACCGGAAGCGCGGUGCGUUCGUGAGCGAACCGGCCAUUCUGGUGCGGCGCAUGAACUCGGGCAGCCAGAUCUGGAGCAUGGAGAAGCUCGAGAACAAGCUGAUCGACAUGCGCGACAUGUACCAGGACUACAAGGAGCGCCACCAGGCCGCGAUGGAGGAGGCGAAGGCAAAGUCGGAUCCGUUCUACGAGUCGCAGGAGAACCACAACCUGAUCGGUGUGGCAAACAUCUUUCUGGAGGUGCUGUUCCACGACGUGAAGCUGGACUACCACACGCCGAUCAUCAGCCAGCAGGGUGAGGUGGCGGGCCGGCUGCAGGUGGAGAUAAGCCGCGUGGCCGGCACCUUCCCGCAAGAUCGUAUGUGCGAGUCGGCCUCCGAGAGCUCGGCGGACAGCCACGAGGACGAUGAGGACUCGCCGGACACGCCGUCACCGCCGCCGCCCACCAACAGCAAUCAGAUCAGCUGCCGGAUCAGCAUCAAGCAAGCGUCUGGGCUGCCGCUCUACCUGUCCAACUUUGUGUUCUGCCAGUACUCGUUCUGGAACCACGAGGUGGCGGUAGUGCCGGCGACCAAUCAGGAGGUAGCCGGCCACAACCAAAACAUAACGUUCAAGUUCGACCACGAAGCGGACUACAUCGUGACGAUGAACGAGGAGUUCCUCGAACACUGCUCGGACGGUGCGCUCUCGAUCGAGGUGUGGGGACAUCGAUCGGUCGGUUUCUCCCGCAUGAAGGACUGGGAGGUGGAGCAGCAGCAGGCCAAGGCUCGCUCGCUAGCCGACCGUUGGGCGGAGCUGUCGCGCAAGAUCGAGCUGUGGGUGGAGAUCCACGAGCUGAACGACAAUGGUGACUGGGCACCGGUAGAAGUACAGUGCGCCCGGGACAUGCUGACCGGUGGCGUGUAUCAGCUGCGGCAAGGGUUCCAGCGGCGGGUGAUGGUGCGUGUGAAGCCGGUGCAAAACUCUGGCACCCUGCCGAUCAUCUGCCAGUCGAUCAUCAACGUAUCGAUGGGAUGCGUAACCGUCCGCUCGAAGCUGCAAAAACCGAUGGACUCGUACCAGGAGGAAGAUCUGACCGUGCUGCGAGACAAGUGGAGCGAAGCGCUCGGACGCCGACGGCAGUAUCUGGACCAGCAGAUCCAGCGAUUGAUCAACAAGGACGACAAGACGGAACAGGAGAAGGAACGCGAGCAGAGCCUGGUGAACCAGUGGGUCUCGCUGACGGAGGAGCGAAAUGCCGUACUGGUACCGGCUCCCGGGUCCGGCAUUCCGGGUGCACCGGCCUCCUGGGAUCCACCGCUCGGCAUGGAACCGCACGUUCCUGUCCUGUUCCUCGAUCUCAACGCGGACGAUCUGUCGACGCAAGGCCUGUCGAACGAUGAGGUUCCGAUGGCCGGGCUGAACUCCAUCCUGCCGAAAGAGCAUGGCAACAAGUUCUACAACUUGCAGAUAAUCCAGCACCUGGACAAGGACAUUUGUGCUAUUUGCAGCUGGGACUCGUCCAUCCACGAUUGUGCGGCAUUGAACCGUAUCACGGAGGCAAACGAGCGCGUCUAUCUGAUACUGAAGACGACCGUACGACUUUCGCAUCCGGCGCCAAUGGACCUGGUGCUGCGCAAGCGGCUGGCCCUGAACAUCUACAAGCGCCAGAGCUUCACCGAUCGGCUGAAGAAGCUGCGCAUCGGACGGGCGGAGUCACUGUCGCUGCAGUCGGGCGUAACGUACGAAGUGGUGUCCAACAUUCCGAAGGCAUCGGAGGAGCUGGAAGAUCGCGAGUCGCUCGCACAAAUAGCCGCCACCGGGGACGAUUGUUCGGCAAGCGAUGGUGAAACCUACAUCGAAAAAUAUACCAAAGGAGUAUCGGCCGUGGAGAGCAUUCUGACGCUUGAUCGGCUACGACAGAGCGUUGCGGUGAAGGAGCUGGAGCAGGUCCGCGGACCGGCACUUUCUAUGCGCAAGACGGCCAGUGUGCCGAACUUCUCACAGGCCGUAAAAGAUGCCAGGGAGCUUAGUACGAGUCUCACCACCUCGAGGACAAUGCGAUUCUUCGAUGCCUCGUUCGAAUCGUUGUUGAGCAUUGGACGUUCGGAAUCGUACGCUGACUUGAAGAUGGGUCUUAACAAUGCGCAAAGCACCCGCGAAACAGCGAACAGCAGGCAAAAGAUGAAGAACAACAACGGCGAGGAAUCGUCCAGUUCGGGUUACGGUGCAGCUCGUCCCACAUUCCUCAAUCUCAAUAUCAAUCUGAAUUCCUUGCGACUUCAGCCAACUAAACCGUCCCCAGCCGCCAGUAAGUUGGCUCAACGGAUGACGACACUACACGAGGAGCCGCUUAUCAAGCAGAUUUGCUACGAGGAAGAGGGCGAAGACCACUUCAGCGAGCCGGACUAUCCCGAAUACAACGAUUUCUACGAACAGCCGAUGGGCAAGAAGCCAUCGCUGUCGAAGAUGAAAUCAUCGUACACGGUUGAAUCGUUCAUUGACAUCGACAAGCGCAGUCAAUCGGCCGGCGGUGAAGGCAUGAACUCGGCUGGCGGAAAGUUUGCAAGCAAGACGAAGGCAGAGUCAGCGUCGAUGGGUGGAAUCUCGUCAGCGCCAGUCUCUGGCGGCAGUGCAGGUGGUCCUGGAGCGAAAUAUCAAACCAUGACACCUAGCAUGAGCUCGUCCACCUCAAGCGGUUACGGAUCGCAGGCCGUAUCGUGCAGUAACCUCACCAACGAUGACACCUAUUCCAUCCGAUCAAUGAGCGUCGGAGAAACGCCAGAUACUAUGUCACCGUCCAACAAAAUGCAAGAACAAAUCAUGUCUACUAGCAGCAGCACCAAUGCCAAAUCGGAGGAGGAAUCAGUGACCUCUCCGACGACCUCAACGACCGCUUCUGAGCACACGCUGAUGGCGGAAAGCAUGGACAGCUAUAGCAGCAGUCCCACGACGCGGGCCCCGCUCGGUGAACUGCCGAAGCGUGUCAACCCGUUCCUGAAGGAUGCCAAUAUCGAAGCGUUUGACGAUGGCAUUGCCCAACUCGACGCUGCUAAAGAUGAGCAGCCGCAGCAGCAAGCAUCGGAGGAGGACGAAGGACUCGGUGGCGAACAGAGUCAGUCCGAAUCGACGACGACAAUGAGCGACUCCACGCAGAUGGUUGAUGAAAGCGAAGAAAGCGAUCAUAGCUCAGCUAACACCAAACACUCCUCAGAUGUGAUGGAAAGCAGCUUCUCCUCGACACCGGGCAAGCAGGAGAUCAUCCCGGAUUGGGUCGUUGUGGGCGAGUCCGUGCUAAUAAGACCGUAUAACACCAGCGGAGUGAUAGCGUUCGUUGGCGCUACACAUUUCCAGGGAGGAACUUGGAUUGGCGUGGAGCUGGACACGCCUACCGGCAAAAAUGACGGUACUGUGCAAGGCAUCCAGUACUUUGAUUGCCGCCCAAAGCACGGAAUUUUCGUGCGCUUCGAUAAACUGAUCCUGGACAAGCGUGGUCGAGCGAUGCGCGAGCUGAAGAAGGCAGAAAAGAUGAAAGCGGAACUUGCUGGUGGCAAGGGAGGACAAAGGCCACUGACCGGCGGCACCGGCACGGCAACGAAUGGACCACGCAAAUGAUACGCGUUCAAUCGUGGCCUCAGCAGCGCUCAGUGUUCGUCGAGGCCGUUCACGGGCCGGAUGCGGUUUGUGCCGAAAUCUGCCUCCGUUGCAGCAUUUAACCGCGGUAAGUAAAGGACAUCUCGCGUACAGCACACAGUUGGGUUGCCGGUGGCACAAGGAAGCGGAAACGCCAGAGGGACGGAGAGCUGGGAAAAGCCCAGUGCAGCGAUUUUUGCAAUCUUCAUACGCUCGUCAGCUUCUUCAGCCCAUCAGUACCUUCGGAAUGGCAGAAUCGCGGGGAGAAUUGCAAAGAGUCAUUUGAACGGAACGUGUGGGGGGUCACACAGCCACAGGCCCGACGAUGCAGAAUCCAUCCCUUCUAUCAAGAAGUUUGCUUGAUAUUUUGAUGAGAUGCUUUUUUCCUAUACAUUGACGUAGAACUAGAAGCUCGUGACCGAGUAGCAGUGACCGAUAGGCACUAGAGGCACUAGAAACAUACGCAUUAAUAGAGUCAUGCCGCGAACGCUCUUCUACCGCUCUAGAUAGUGAAUGGGAUACUACUACUCACCAUCAUGGCCAAUCUGGCGCGAUACGUGUGGGGAAGGGGGGGGGGGGAUGUUGGGGUCAUACAGUAAGCUGUAUGAUGCUACCUCCCUUCCUCCUCAUCAUCGUGCGAUGGUUGAGGGUGCAAAAUUAAGGUAAUCUUAUCAAAUUACAUACAUUUUACAACUACUCAUACCAUUAUCAAAAAAGAUGUGCGUUAAACCGGCCGACCGGUGGAAGUAAAGUGAAGGAUAGUAUCUAGUUUUACACGUCACGCUGGCGAAGUAGUAGAGUGAGCGUACGGCGGCCGAGUCAGUAGGCAAAAUGAAUCGAGCGUUUCUCACACAUGUCCAUUUCUUACACAUGUCGUUUUUGCAUAAAUGCAUCUGUAUGUUAGUUGCUGCACCUUGGUGUGAUCACACAAAAGUACCAGCCAAAAAGCAAAACAAAAACACACACACACACAACAAUACAGGACAGGCAAAGGACUCAUACGAAACCGUUGAACCGAGUUGCUUGCCGAUCACAGCUCGCGCGGAAGUUGAAGUUGUUUGUUUGAACUGCAAGCGUUUACGCCUUUCGAUAGGCAUUUUCGAACUGUUUGAACCCGAUUCCAUCCCGCUUUCGAUAGAAAACUAAAAAAGUUGAAACACAAUCUCUACACGUUUUUCGUCCGUUCAAUGUGAAGCUGUCGCUGAGGUGGGAGAAGUAGAAAACAGUCGCCGAGGAGGAGGUAGCAAAACAAAAGCUAACGUACCAUUUUCUGAGUGUAGUACAUUUUCUAUAUAUUAUGUUAGUGGGAAAAGAAGUAGAGCACAGGGGGGGGGGGGGGGGGUUCUAGCACUUUGCAGUUUGUUAGGCACGAGAAAACGGGAAUCGAUGGGCGAACGACUCGUGAGCAAUUUUCUGUCCGUUGGCACGAAAGUGCGGGGCGCGCAAAACCAAUCCAUUCCAAUUUGCAAUAAAAGCGAUUCCUUCCGUUGCAGUGAGGUUGCCCGUGGAAGUAGAGCGGCCCUCUUGAACACAUACACACACAUACACGCAAAGUAGGGCGCUAGAAGACAAGCCAGCACACCAACACGUCCAACAGUAGGCAACGCUAGUAUUCAUCCCCUGUGCGCUGGUGUUCCAUCCGGGAAGCGAUUUAGGAAGCUCGUAUUAAAUCAGUCCAUUCCGUUUCGAGUAUUGACAGCAGAUUAGUGUUGUGUGAGUGUAUCUGUAUAUCUGUAUGUGUGUGUGUACGUUGAAGGUAGAGCAUCCAUUCAUUCGAUCAGCAUAGGGGGAGAGCAGCACUGUUAGUCUCAGGUCACACAAACCCAUCUGCACGGUAGAGAACUAUUCACUUUGAUCAGCAACUGCUAGGGUUUGAGCUGUGCGGGGAAGCAUAUACAGUGCUGCACAAACACACACAUACGCGCACAUUUCUCGUUAGAUCGAACGUAGAAGGGGAAGAUGAUCGAAAAACGAUUGCUUUGGUGGCUAGGGUAACACUGGCCCUUCAGUGCUUAGCUCAACCGAAAGCGUCAAAACCGAAGCAGGCGAGGUACAAGACGGUUGUUUGUUGUUUAGUAUUAUUUGCUAGUGGCUGUGGCAAGCUUUCCAGCAAGAAGCGGCCUAAAGCAUGCCCAAAAGCAUGUCGAAA